This is a messenger RNA of Penaeus vannamei (Pacific white shrimp), 550 nucleotides long. RefSeq lists its product as uncharacterized. The record is from RefSeq and is a predicted model, not a curated record. Lineage: Eukaryota; Metazoa; Arthropoda; Malacostraca; Decapoda; Penaeidae.
CUCGCUACUAGACAACAGGUGAGCUGUGAGGCAAGACGUUCGACUGGAAGGCUCCGUUCUUAUUCGUCCGCGCACUUGUUUUUGGUUUCACUGAACUUUUCUCCACAGAAACGCCAAUAUGAGAAUCACCUCGAUGGCCUUGGUGCUGCUCCUCGUCGGGGCGGCGCUCUCGGCCCCUUCGUCAGCGAGGCAGACGGCGCUCAUAAACGCCUUUAGCGACCGAAAGACAGUGGAGUCCAUCGUCGACUGUUUCCUCGGCAAGAAGAAGUGUUCCCCGGAGGAGGAGAAGAUGAGAGUGCGUGCCCUGGCUACCAUGAGGAGCUUCGGCACGUGCCCCCCCAGCAUGUGCACCCCAGAGGAAGCCGCCGAGAUGAGCACUGCAAUGGGUCUUCUGGCGGAGAAGUACCCCGACCUGUGGGCCAAGCUGAUCGCGGCCAUGUUCGGCAUCGACCUCGGGAGAAAAUAGGGCUUGCAAUAGAGAGGAGUGUAGCUUUAGUUGUAUGUUAGCGUUAUCGUGUGUUUUUUUUAUAUAUAAAACUAUUUUGAGAUU